Messenger RNA from Paecilomyces variotii, 2337 nucleotides. RefSeq lists its product as hypothetical. Lineage: Eukaryota; Fungi; Ascomycota; Eurotiomycetes; Eurotiales; Thermoascaceae. The record is from RefSeq and is a predicted model, not a curated record. The transcript has a single exon. Bases 1 to 2337 code for a protein of 778 amino acids.
AUGGCAUCUUCUUUUCUACAACAACUCAGUCGGAUGGUAUCUUCCCGGGAAGAAGUGCCGGUGCGUUCGACAACUAAUCCUACUGAGCUUCUGGAAGAUGGAACAGGUCCAGAGGAGACUCUACCGGGGAAAGGCCCAAGAGUUAAAUGGACGACAGAACAGAGACAACUGCUGUGUUGCUGCUGUGCCUUUUUCGCCAUGAGCGGAACUCAAAUAGAGCGCAUUUUCAAUGUAGUAUUCGGCGAGCAGCUACAAGCAUGCGGCUUCAAGAAAGGGAACGGACCAAGAUGGACCACAUUGAAUACUCAAUGGCAUGACCUCAGAGCUAAAGGAUCCCAAAUAUGGUCAGACAUCCACGUCAAGACUCAGUUUGACGCAAGAUAUGAACAUUGGGGUGAGAUCCUGCAGACGAUCAAGGAUACGGCCCGCGAUCUAGACAUACCAAUCGUUGAAGAGCCUGUUCACCCCGGUAAUGACCGCUUUGGAUACCGCGUCAAGGAGCCAAGAGCGAGACAGACAGCACUGCAGUCCUCCUCAAUGUCCUAUCGAUCAUCGUCGUCCCGCGGAGGAACCCGACAGUCGAACGCUUCCAGAAUGGAGUCCAGCUCGCCGGUCAGGCAAUCAUUGAAGGCAAAAGACGGGGAGGCGACCUCCCGAGGUAACGGACAAGAUAAGAACCAACAAACUCAGCACCAGAAUGACGAUGAAGCCCACAGCACUUCGGAACUGCCGAAUGAAACGGAGCAGCCCGAACCGUGUCCGUCAGCUCCCGGAAUAGAACCGCUGUGUACUGCUGGGGGAAAGAUAUGCAUGUUCUGCUUCAAAGAAGGCAGCGGAACCUUCGACCCUGUGUCACAAUCAGAACCGUCUUCUCCUCUUGAGACGAUUCUCGAUCAAGCUGUGUUGCCAGCAAGUACGCCAUCUGCAACUCCUUCCGCAACCCUAGAGAUACCAAAGGUACUCUACAGGUACUAUAAUGUCGACAGUCAGGGCUGGAAUUCGCGGAAGGGCUUUGUGGCUGGUCUGUUUAUGGAGGGUGAACGUCGAAUUGUGCCAGUGACACAGUAUUCAUUCGAUGAGUUUGAUCGGAUGUUUCAAAACCACGUUCACUGGCGGUACAUCACGACACCGUUCAUCAGCACUUUUUCCGAUCUUCUGGCCCCUGUCCACAGAGCACUCAGACGGAAAGAAGGUGCAUCACUGGCGGUCAUCGACACCAAACACAUCCGUCAACCCAUCUAUUCAGCAUCUGACCUGAUAAAGGAAAAGGGCCUGCGGAUAGGUCGUAAGUACACUGGGAGGGCAGAGUACUUGAUUUGGGGAUCAAUCCCCGAAGAAGCAAUCGUCACAAUUUUUAAGAUCUCAGCUCUGCAACAAAUCGCUGAGCGGCACUCAGAUAUAGCACGGCUAUUGCAGCUGGACGGGAUUGCACGCAUGAAGAGAUGCGGAAAAUAUCUCGAGGAACUCAUCAAAAAAGGACCAGGACGUCUCAACAAGGAAUGCGGUUCGAUAGUUGGACGUUGUCUAAGGAUUGUGAAAGUCCCGCCUAGUCUAGCUAUUGACCUUGCUAUAUUGGUCGCUGAGGCCUGGUUGUUCCCAAAAGAAGGUUCAAUGCCUGACUACAUUGCAGGUAUCGAAGCGGCUUAUGCACAGUCACUUCCGGGUCCUACAGUUUAUCCCCUGGGUGAUCGGGUAUCGCCAGAGGUCGUCCUGGUCCCCGAGAGCUCUGAUACCGAGAGCGACAAGGAAGAGAAUGAUUUGACCAGAGAAGGAGACACAUCAGAGGACGAUGAUGACAAUGUCAUUACAACCCCAUGCCCAAGUCCUCGUAGUUCAAGAACUAGAAGACAGCUGAACGUUGCCGUUGCAGAGGGUGACUUGUCUCCUUUCCAGCUCCCCACGCCGAAGCUGUCCAGCCCGGUUAUGAAGUUCUUCGACAGCUCUACUGGGACCUGGAAUCCUGACCAAGGGCAGCAAAAUGGACUUCGUGUCGAAGUUUUCAACCCAACAACUCGCGCUUGGUCACCUCUUGCGGAGCAGACCGGGCUGUCCAGCAGUCGUCAUCCAAGCCCGGGUCAAUCGAGGGAGUCUGCGAUUGUCGUCUUCGACGACGAUGACGAUGAUAACGAGAAGAAGAAUUAUGAUGUCGAGGAUGGUCAGCAGACUGGAUACGACGCUGACGAUAGUGACGCUGAUACUGUUAUGGCAGAUGUCACGGUAGAGUAUCCAAUGCAGCUUCCGGUGAUGGUCAACAGCGCUCCUGGGCUCCGAGGACUACAGAGAGAUCAAUUCGCGCAAGAGCGAGCGCACAUCAACAGCAUCAUGGGGUAUCAUUGA